Molecule: messenger RNA, 2631 nt
Organism: Lutra lutra (Eurasian river otter)
Lineage: Eukaryota; Metazoa; Chordata; Mammalia; Carnivora; Mustelidae
Gene: GCGR
Product: glucagon receptor
Exons: 13
Coding region: 749-2341 (530 amino acids)
Biological process (GO): cell surface receptor signaling pathway; adenylate cyclase-activating G protein-coupled receptor signaling pathway
Cellular component (GO): plasma membrane
Molecular function (GO): peptide hormone binding; glucagon receptor activity
Source: RefSeq, a predicted model, not a curated record
CAGGUCGGGGAGCAGACGGGCGGGCGCGCCCAGGGCGCACGGCAUUGGCAGCAGAAACAGCGGGCGGGGACCCCGAGUCCUGCGCCAGGAGGUCUUGGGGCCUGGGGUGUCGUAGUCCCACCCCUGUCCGACCCCUCUGUUCCCCACCCCCAGAUGCGCCCUUCCUGCUCAGUCGACUGGGUCCCGCACCCUCAGGCGCUGGGUGCGGGGGCUCAGCGCUUCCCCUGCCCUCCCCACCCUGGGAAGGGCGGCGGGAGCACCCAGCACUCUGUCCCGCUGCCGGCCACUACUCGUCGCUCUCCCCAAGGGGCCCACGUGCAGCACCGCGGGGACACCCCAGAGGCCUGGCGCUGUGGGUGGCCCUGCUUGUCCCCUGUGGAGGGCCCCAGCUCCCCAGGACUCCCCAGCGGCAUCCCCUCCGCCUGGGUGUCCCUGGGAGGGGGUGUGUGGCCCUGGCACCCCACCUGGUCUGCUCUUUUGUGGGGCCCACACUUGUCACUUUGACCCGCAGGGAGGGCGGGUCACUGCCCUGCCCUGUUCUCACCUCUCAGCGGCCUCCGAGGCCCCCACCCUGAACCGACUGGCCCCCUGAUGUCUGGGCGCUCGCAUCUUCGAGGACCGGCCCUGGCUGUGUCUGGGUCCUUCGGAGCCGGGGCCCUACUGCUCUGACCAGAAGCCCCCACAAGGACCCCUCUGCCUGGCAGUGGGGCCCCAGCCUGAUGUGGUGGGUGGGUGGCCGCACACAGGCAUGUGCCCCACCCCGCCGCACUGCCCCCACCUCCUGCUGCUGCUGCUGCUGCUGCUGGCUUGCCAGCCACAGGCCCCAUCUGCGCAGGUGAUGGACUUCCUGUUUGAGAAGUGGAAGCUCUACGGUGACCAGUGUCUCUCCAACCUGAGCCUGCUGCCCCCACCCACGGAGCUGGUCUGUAAUAGAACCUUUGACAAGUAUGCCUGCUGGCCGGACACCCCUGCCAACACCACGGCCAACACAUCCUGCCCCUGGUACUUGCCCUGGCACCCCAAAGUGCAGCACCGCCUCGUCUUCAAGAAGUGCGGGCCCGACGGGCAGUGGGUGCGCGGGCCCCAGGGGCAGUCCUGGCGCAACGCAUCUCAGUGCCAGAUGGACGAGCACGAGCUCGAGGGCCAGAAGGAGGCGGCCGAGAUGUACAGUGGCCUUCAGGUGAUGUACACAGUGGGGUACUCUCUGUCCCUGGGGGCGCUGCUGCUGGCCCUGGCUCUCCUGCUGGGCCUCAGCCAGCUCCGCUGCACCCGGAACUACAUCCACGCAAACCUGUUUGCGUCCUUCGUGCUCAAGGCCAGUUCCGUGCUGGUCAUUGAUGCGCUGCUCAAGACACGGUACAGCCAGAAGAUCGGGGACGACCUCCGCGUGAGCAUCUGGCUGAGUGACGGGGCGGUGGCCGGCUGCCGGGUGGCCGCAGUGUUCAUGCAGUACGGCGUGGUGGCCAACUACAGCUGGCUGUUGGUGGAGGGCGUGUACCUGCACAGCCUGCUGGGCCUCGCCGCCCUCCCGGACAGGAGCUUCUUCACCCUCUACCUGGGCAUCGGCUGGGGCGCCCCCAUGCUCUUUGUCAUCCCCUGGGCCGUGGUCAAGUGCCUGUUCGAGAACAUCCAGUGCUGGACCCGCAACGACAACAUGGCCUUCUGGUGGAUCCUGCGCUUCCCUGUGUUCCUGGCGAUCCUGAUCAACUUCUUCAUCUUCAUCCGCAUCCUUCUCAUCCUCACGGCCAAACUGCGAGCCCGCCAGAUGCGCUACACAGACUACAAGUUCCGGUGGGUGCGGGCAGCCAGCAGAGCCCGAGACCCCCCCCCACCCCGCCACCGCAGGGGCCAGGAGGGGCGGGGCGGGGGCGGGCCAGGGGCCCCCCAGCGGGCGGGGCUAGGCCCCGUGGCUCAGACUCCCACCCACAGGCUGGCGAAGUCUACGUUGACCCUCAUCCCCCUGCUGGGGGUCCAUGAAGUGGUAUUUGCCUUCGUGACCGAUGAGCACGCCCAGGGGACCCUGCGCUCUGCCAAGCUCUUCUUCGACCUCUUCCUCAGCUCCUUCCAGGGCCUGCUGGUGGCUGUUCUGUACUGUUUCCUCAAUAAGGAGGUGCAGUCAGAGCUGCUGCGGCGCUGGAACCGCUGGCGUGCCGGUCGCUCGCUGCAGGAAGAACGCCACACCAGCAGGCUCGGACCCCUAGUCUGGCCCACUGGCGACCCCCCCAGCGAGAAGCCACUGCUCUCCAGGUCCGGGGGCAGCAGCAAUGAGACUGGCCGGGACCCCUCUGCAGACCCCUGCCUGGUCAGCAGCCUCCCCGGGCUGGCCGAGAGCCCCUUCUAAAGCUCCAGGAGGCCCCAGGAGGCCCAGCUGGGGCUGGACUCAGGGGCUGAGAGAGGGCACUGCUGGACCACGCAGAGCCAGAUGCCCAGCUGCGGCAGGAGGGCUGGGAGCCGUGGUGGCUUCGCUGCCCACCGUCCACAGUGGGGUGGUCGGAGGGCUCCCUGCACACCUGCUCUGUGCUGCGGUGGGGCACGUGCUGUGAGGAGCCCUGCCAGGCGGGCCGAGCUCAAGGAAACGUGUAUUCUCCGACAAUAAAGUGUCCAAGCCGGUGCUGCCUGGCACACCCAGGA